ACACUCUUCUUGGAGAGGCUAUUUGAACUUCUGCUUGUCGAUGGCAUUCUCUGAAGGUGAUUUUGAGAAAGGGAAGAAGCUCUUCGUUCAAAGAUGUGGACAGUGUCACACCGUUGAGAAAGGUGGUCCACACAAAGUAGGACCCAAUCUAAAUGGUUUGUUUGGACGUAAAACUGGUCAAGCUCCUGGGUAUACCUACACUGCUGCCAACAUUAGUAAAGGUAAUCUCCAAAAGCCUUUGUUUGUUGUUAUUUUUUACUUCACUUCAAUAGAAAGAUUAAAGUGAAUAGGUCAUUGGUUAAGUUUACAGGGAUCAUAGUUCGCAGAGACAGAUCAAUAGUUUCCCACAACAUAUAGAAGUGCGGAUUCAUCAACGAAACAAACAGAAAGUUUCUUGAGUCUGAACCUUAUCGAUAGGUGCGUUGCUAGCUUUCGCAAGCUUCAACAGCUACCAUAUAAUCCAUUAUUCGUCACAAUCGUAUUAGUUCAGUAAUCUCAAAAGGUGACUUGUUCGCAUAAUGGGGUUCAGAUUUUUCACUCGAGACAUGGACAGUUCCAAAUCAUUAUCGAAUUUUCCGUCACAUAGCAUCUUGUUAUGAAAAUCUAUUCUUUUUCAGCACCACUAAAAUACUACUUUCUUGCUAACCUUCCUAAUUUCUAUCCAUUUAUCCAAAUUGUAUCAACUUUGACUAAUGCAUAUCUGUGAUCGUUCUGACUUUUAAUACGACUGCCCCCUGGGAUUAUGUCUAUGGAACUGAGUUCGCUAUUCCUCGACAUGUAGUGGAAGAAGUAGGUUUUUUUUCGGGUUGAUAUCUUCGUGCUGGAUACGGUUCAUCCAGAAUGAUAUGGUCCAGUGACCAUUCGUGUCGUAGGAUAGAAACUAUAGGUGGUCCUGUUGCGGUCCUGAUAUCUCAGCUUAAAUAUUUCCACUUUUAUGUUGACAUGGUUUCUUUCGUCUUUAUUCCAUUCCAAACGUAACUUCCGAUGUCUAAAUUUUGCAUGACUUAAUUUUAUUUUAUUUAAACACCAAAUGAAUAUGCGCCACACAAAUCAUUCGGUUUGUGUGAAGGCUAGGAUACUCUCCGGGUGCCCACACCGAAGCAGAUGGUUCUCCUAGGGAGCCACACCCAAGCCUUUGACCUAAAGGUCUAAUCCACAAGGCAGUGGAGCAACGUAAGGAGAUGUAGUUCCAUGGUAACUGGUGACCAACUAUACGUUCGUACGCCAUUUAUUCCCUCAGGAUUCUGGAGCCCAUAUGCACUAUCAGUUUGUAAUCAGGGUUUUCCAACUCCCGUGUUCAACUCCGUAUCCACCGACCCGGUUGAAGCGCCGGACAUACGCUAUUAGUCCUCUCAAUUUUGUAAACUACACCGCCGCGAGAAGGCAGUGAGUAGGACUUCCCUGACAGUGGUUGUAUGCAUGUGGACAUGUGAGAGCAUUUUGAGAGAGAGAAUUGACUCUCCCCACUUUCGGCCGUACCAGGGCAUGACUUCCUAAUCAUGAUAUAAUAUUUUCUUUACCGAAUUAUAAUCUCCUGAUUCCUCGUUGUCUCUUUUUUCUCUUCCCAAAUUUAUUUCACUGGAUUGUACUCUUUAAAUAACAUCUACAAACCCUACUCUUUCCGAUUACUGCUUAUACUCUUACUACCUCUACCACCACGGGAUUUGAAUCGACAACUUCUCUGUGCAAAUGUGGUAUGGCAACUCGAACUGAUGUACGUACGUACGAAGUUCUACGUUGUUACUGACUGACUGUUAAAACUGCCCUUUGAUUGAUGAUGCCUAAUCACUUGUAUUUUAUAGACCCAUUCGCUGAUCCAACAGAUUUUAUUCUUAUGACUUCUAGUUACUAGUACAUUAUGUCCGUCUAGGCUGUGUAUAAAAGAUUGGUAGCAAGCUAUUACGUACUAUAACAAUCUUCUGUUCACAAACCUGAACAAACAUUUAUCGUCAGUCUCCAAAGAUUAUCUGUGUUUUACGAAUAACUGGUAAUUUUCACUUAUGCAAACUUGUGAGAGAUUUUUUGCUAACAAUAUUAUUAUCGCAUAAACCAUCAAUACGGUUGCUAAUUCAUUUAAUAUUUCAUAAAGUAAGUCAAGUAUUUAAGGUGUAAAUAUGCUUUUUGCUUCUUUAUUUCAUGAACCACUAUUUCCACUUAUAUUAUCAAUUCUUUCAUUAUUGCUUAGGCAUCAUAUGGAAUGAGCAGACUCUAUUUGAAUAUUUGGAAAAUCCAAAAAAGUAUAUCCCUGGUACAAAAAUGGUGUUUGCUGGUUUAAAGAAGGAAGCUGAUCGCAAUGAUAUUAUUUCCUACCUUAAAGAAGCAACAAAAUAAGAAUAUUCUAAAUAUCUGACUCCUAGAUUUAACUUCGUUGUAGCAGUUCUUUAAUUAACUAAAUGUGUAUAGAAUCAUAAAACCUGAGCUUCCAAGUACGUGAAAAUGAAUACUCUUGGCUGUGUAUUUCUGAUCUAUUCUGAGGUCAAUAUACUAUGAUAAUUCAGUUUCUGAGAUUUUUGUAAAAUUAAUACUAGUGAAAACAUAUUAACAUAAUAAUGAACUGUUCAUCUUAUUUCUUCCGUGUAUUCGGAUAUAAUAAGCUUCAAAUGUCCUUAUUGCUAUUAUACUGUUUGCCAAUAGUU
This is a messenger RNA of Schistosoma bovis, 2636 nucleotides long. NCBI's taxonomy places the organism in Eukaryota, Metazoa, Platyhelminthes, Trematoda, Strigeidida, Schistosomatidae. The record is from the annotation of a GenBank genome assembly.